GGCGAAUCCCCACAUACCCACAAUAAAGCUCCAAGAAUCAUCACUUUAUCUGACAUUCUAGGACAUUUGCGGAUAUUGAGCCAAAACUUGCGGAUGAGAAAGAUCUACCAUUCAUUUUUCGGUCUUCGUCAAGCCUACUGUGAAGGUUGACUUGGCUGUGAUAAAAUAUAUUCAAGUCUCCAAAUGGAGGUGUGAGUAUUCCAAAAUCUCCUUUUAGAGAUCCAAACAUGGAGUCCGAGCUCUAUGAAGCGGCCAUGAAAGGAGAUGUGCCAUCUCUGCUUGAGUUGCUCACAAAAGAUAGGCUGCUUCUCGACAGAAUCAUGGCUGGGAAUCACACCGACACUCCUCUGCACGUCGCAGCCAUGCUCGGGCACUUGGAAUUCUUGGAAGAGGUCCUAGCUCGGAAGACUGAGCUGGCAAGAGUGCAAGAUUCUCAGGGAUUGACGCCUCUUCAUCUUGCAGCAGCAAAAGGGUACCUCAACAUAGUGGCAAGCUUGCUAAGAGUUAGCCCUGAAUUAUGUUUUGUCCGUGACAAAUAUGAAAGAAACCCUCUUCAUGUCGCGGCCAUGAAAGGCCAUGUGGAUGUGUUGGAAUGCUUGGUUCGAGCAAGACCUGAUGCAGCCCAUAGUGUCGUUGAACAUGGCCAGACAAUCCUGCAUUUAUGCGUGAAGCAUAACAGACAAGAAGCUUUGAAGCUUUUGAUAGAUAAAUUGGGCAAUGAUCAUCAGUUCAUCAACUCGUGCGACGAAUAUGGCAACACAAUUUUGCAUUUGGCUGCUGCAGAUAGACAAGCUAAGACUAUACUCUUCCUGACUAAUAAAGGAGUUAACCCGAACAUCACGAACUCCAAAGGUUUCACGGCACUCGCCCUUUUAACACAAGGCUGCAGCAUGGAAAGAGCCUCAGAGAUCACGGAUUCUGCUCCUCAAAUUUUAGAGAAUCACGACCCAUCCAGACGAACAGUCCAUGCGAGUAACAUGGUCACUGCCUUCCGCCCACCUGUAGCUGAAGAAAACAAAAAGGAAAGAAAGAGAAAUGAAGAAAAAAAAAAGGAAAGAAAGAGAAAGUGGCAAAACAGUAUGCAUAAGACGCUAAUGGUGGUGGCGAUAUUGCUAGCUACCAUGGCAUUCCAAGCCGGUAUGACUCCACCCGGCGGCAUUUGGGACAAUGAUUUCGAGGGCAAUGCAAAUCAUACAGCGCAUUUUGCGGGUGACUCCGUGAUGGCUCAAAGGUACCCGGGGCGGUACAAAGUUUUCAUAGCAUUUAACACAAUAAGCUUCAUCGCAUCACUUAGCAUCAUUAUGCUUCUCAUAAGUGGUCUUCCUUUAAAGCGGCAUCGGAUCUUCACGGGGAUUGCGAUGCUGAUUAUGUGGGUUGCGAUUACCUUCACGGCGGCGACUUAUGCCAUCUCCAUAUUAGUAUUCACACCCGACAACGGAAGGAAUACUGCAUACGAAAUAGUUGGGUUUGCAGUGCUGGCAUGGGUUGUAUUGAUGGCCCUUCUUUUCCUAUGCCACCUUUUACGCUUAAUCCUGAAAUUGUUGCGCAAAGUCCUGAGAUGCGUCCUCAAACCCUUCAGAAAGCGGAAGCCGCAGGCUCCCAUACCUUAGCGCCUGCAUUUAGCUACAAGUAUGCUUGUCCCAGAAGAAGUCCAAUGAGCCCUAAGGUCAUGCAAGAUUGGAUGCUAAACAUAGUAUUUGCUAUGCAGUGGGCCGACCAGACAAAUCAUCUGCACCUGGAUGAAAUAAAAAUCGGAUUCAUGUAACAGUAGUACCGAUAAAUGUCCUAAGUGUGUUGAAUCCAUGUAAAAGAUUGGGUCUACAUGUAUAAAGGAUGGAUGUUUUACUUGAUUUGAUUUGUCGCGGUCCGGUUACCACUAAGGGAAAUACCAUGGCAGUAGGAUGUGCUGAAUUGGUCCGUACAGAACAUGACAUUGGAUGUAGAGUCAAAACAUAUCAGCCAUGGAAUGAUCUUCUGUGUAACCGAGCUUGUUAAAUUGGUGAUUCACUGAUGUUAAGGAA
Messenger RNA from Rhodamnia argentea, 2021 nucleotides. RefSeq names its product ankyrin repeat-containing protein ITN1-like. Gene Ontology annotation, molecular function: protein phosphatase regulator activity; protein phosphatase 1 binding. Bases 228 to 1610 code for a protein of 460 amino acids. The transcript is spliced from 2 exons. Lineage: Eukaryota; Viridiplantae; Streptophyta; Magnoliopsida; Myrtales; Myrtaceae. Gene Ontology annotation, cellular component: plasma membrane. The record is from RefSeq and is a predicted model, not a curated record.